AUGUCGACCUAUGAGGAGGAACAUAACACCUCAGGAAACUCUAAUUCCAGAAGGGAUUUGAGGGCGCAAAUCCGAAACCUAUAUCAAGAGGAUGGGAGUUCAACCGCUCUACUGCAACUACUCGCACAACUAAUUCCCGAGUCUAUGCAAGAGGAGCUUUUGAAUGAAAAAGAAGAGGGCUGUCCCGAGACUUUUAUAGAUUCGCUACCUCGAGUUAAUAAGUGCGAUCUGAAAGGCGCCGACGCCUGCAGCAUAUGCUGUUGUGGUUACCUAGAUGAUACACACCCACUUGUAGUUAAACUUCCUCAUUGCAGCCACCGCUUCGAUUUGGAGUGCGUAGCGGUAUGGCUAUCUAAAAGUCGAACUUGUCCCCUGUGUCGUGACGACGUUCUCUCGCACAAGCCAAAAGUUGACAUCAGCAAUGUGGAGCUGGAGGAAGACUGGGGAAUGUAUGGGUAG
This is a messenger RNA of Lachancea thermotolerans CBS 6340, 459 nucleotides long. RefSeq lists its product as uncharacterized. Lineage: Eukaryota; Fungi; Ascomycota; Saccharomycetes; Saccharomycetales; Saccharomycetaceae. The coding region runs from base 1 to 459 and encodes 152 amino acids. The transcript has 2 exons. The record is from RefSeq and is a predicted model, not a curated record.